GUAGCUGCGGGCCCCGCGGCCAUGCCCAAGCGGGGCUGCCCCUUCGCGGACGCGGCCCCGCUGCAGCUCAAGGUGCGCGUGGGCCCGAAGGAGCUGAGCCGCGGCGCGUGCGCCGAGCGCUACUCGCGGGAGAUCUUCGAGAAGACCAAGCAACUCCUUUUUCGCGGAGCACAGGCCUACAUGGACCACACAUGGGAUGAAGGCUGUGCCAUCGUUCUCCUGCCAGAGUCCCCGAAGCCCGGCCCCACAGGGGCCCCGCGGGUUGCACGUGGUCAGAUGUUGAUCGGACCGGAUGGGCGACUGACCCGGGGCCUUCUUCAGGCCUCUGAGGGUGGAGCUGUGAGCCACACCUCGAGAUGCAGAUGGGACACAGACUUCUUGGAGGCAGUCAGGAGAAGAGCUGGUUCUUGGUACGGGCCCCAGGUAGUGGAGGACACUGGACCUGUCCGGGGCAGCAUCCAUCGCCUGUUCCUCAUGUGUGCGAGCUGUGGACGGGAAGGCGGUCUGCGGCCAAUGCGAGCGGGCCCUGUGCAGGCGCUGUAUGCACACCUGCUGGGGCUGUGGAGCUGUGGCCUGCGCCCUGUGCAGCCUCGUGGACUGCAGUGACGUCUGUGAGAAAGCACUGUGCGCCAGCUGUGCCAUGUUUGAGGCCUGAGGGCGUUCCCAAGGGCCGCGGCGACGGCACCCUCUCUGGACGACCAGCACCAGGCCUUGACAACCGUGGGGCAAGUGGGAGGGAUGGCUUUUAUAUAUUAUGUUUUGUAUUCCUAAUGACAAGCAAAUAAACUCUUUAUAUUUGCACAA
Messenger RNA from Galeopterus variegatus (Sunda flying lemur), 804 nucleotides. It is a transcript of the gene SIVA1, whose product is annotated as SIVA1, apoptosis-inducing factor. The coding region runs from base 22 to 606 and encodes 194 amino acids. The record is from RefSeq and is a predicted model, not a curated record. Gene Ontology annotation, molecular function: CD27 receptor binding. Gene Ontology annotation, biological process: extrinsic apoptotic signaling pathway. The transcript is spliced from 5 exons. Lineage: Eukaryota; Metazoa; Chordata; Mammalia; Dermoptera; Cynocephalidae.